AUGGCCAGAACGGGCACCAAGCGCAACUACCAGUCCUUGGACUUGACCGAGAUCAAAAGAUCAAAGGUCGAGUCCAAGGAUGUGGGCAAGAAGAUUGCUGCCGCCGCCGCUGGCGGAAAGGUAGCUCGAGCCUCUUCAGACUCGGGCUACCAUUCCGACUCCUCCAACGCCGCCGCAGCAGCAGCAGCAGUCGUCGCCGUCCCCAACCCAGACAACGCGGGAGAAAGGCUUUUCAACAAGCAGACGGCAAAGAGACCCCUUCCCACCUCCCAACUGCCCCUUCCCAUCCGCCUCCAGCAGCGCUUCGGCGCUCGCGACGAGGCCCAGGUAAAGACGUAUCCGGAGCAAUCCGCCCGCGGUCUCUACGUCUACGCCGACGGCUCCAACAUCAGCGUCUCCUUCUUCAACCACCUCAAGAAGCGCAUGGGCAUGUCUAGGGACCAGCGCCUCUCUACCUCCGCCUUCUCCUUCUACGCAUUCAGGGGAAUACUCGAACGCGGUAGAGAGGUCAAGGAGGGCGUCGUCGUCGGUUCCCGCAGCAAGGCCAGCAACACCAACAACAACAACAACAACAACAGGCAUAUGUCCUCGUCUAUCCCCCUAUACCUGCAGGAGGCCGAAGCGUGUGAUUACACCGUCAAGGUCUUCCAGCGGGUUCCCGCAGACCCCUCCUCCCACGCGGGCUCCUUCGCGAUGAAGGAGCAGGGGGUAGACGAGACGGUCCAGCACCACAUGCGCAAGACCGUCCUCGACAACCUCGGCGCGCCGGGCACCAUGAUCCUCGCCACGGGAGACGGCAACCUCGACGGCGACAUGGAGGGAGGGUUCCCCGCCGCGGUGCAAUCCGCCCUCGCAAACGGCUGGGUCGUCGAGGUCUACCACUUCGCUGAGUCCGCCCACUCCACCUGGCGCGACCCGCGGUUCCUCCACAACCCGGCAUGGGACGGCCGCCUCACCUGCCAUGCUCUGGACGACUUUGUCUUCGAUAUGGACGCGAAGCAACAGCAGCAGCAGCCGCUCACCCCGCUCGGCACAGAGGCCCCUCGCUCUGCAAAGAGGACUCGCCGCGAGGGCAGGCCCUACGUUCCCUCUUGGACCUUGCCAGCCUCCUCCUCCGUUGCUCUCCCCCCGGCAGCAGCAGCAGUCACCCCUCCGCCAAGUCCUCCACCAGAGACGUCGGCACCAGUGACCCCAGAGGAGCAAGCAGACGCAGAGCAGAUCGGCACCCUGGUAGGAAAGCUCAACCCGGCGCUGUUGCCCGUCAUCGCCCAAGCUAUCCUCCGCAGCGCCUCGGCCAGUCCUCCUCCCGCCAACCCUGCGUCUGCUCCUAUUCGCGCCGUAGUACACGGAGACGCCAAUAGCUUCGCCGGCAGCGCAAUGGGUCAUUUCGGCGCCCAGAUCCCCACGCCGCCUGCUCUCUCUGCCGCCGCCGCCGCACCCGCCUACCGCCCUCAAUUCCCUCAGGCCUCGUCCUACACUGCAGCCUUGGGCCAGUACCAAUACAACGGAGUCUGGGGGAAUCAGGUGGGCAACUACGGGCACACCCGCUGA
Molecule: messenger RNA, 1551 nt
Organism: Colletotrichum godetiae
Lineage: Eukaryota; Fungi; Ascomycota; Sordariomycetes; Glomerellales; Glomerellaceae
Exons: 1
Coding region: 1-1551 (516 amino acids)
Source: RefSeq, a predicted model, not a curated record